GCAGCGCGGCUGGGAGUCUUCUUUAAAAACUCCAACCCUCGACGUCUUCUUCCUCUUCCAUCAGAGAGGAGGAAGCUCUCCAGACCUCCACAGGCUCGUCCCUUUGUUCUCUCCUUUCAUGUUGUCUGAAACUUCUUGAAAGGACCUCAAAGUCUGGUGGCCCGGGACAGCUGAAGCUCUGCAUCUGCAGGUCAGAUGUUGGUGACUGUGAGUCCAAAGUUAUUUUUACAGCUAGUUUGAGAUUCGAGGAUUUUCCUGGAGUUCGUCUGUGUUGUGCUUUCACUGUGAGAAAUGAGGGCUGAGGUGCUGGUGGUGUUGGUCGGUCUGACCCUGUGCUGCUGCUGCGUCCUGGUCUCCGCUGGACAAGAUGUGAAGGAGGACAAACUCUCCAGAGGCCGGGUCCAGGUGAGACAAGCCCGAGGACCGGUCCAACACAGGAGGCAGGAGGACGGAGAUGGAGAUGUUGUAAUGUCAGACGAGCCGGCUGAGGCCGCGGAACCGGAGAAGACGAAGCCAAAGAAAAAGAAAACACCUGAGGAAAUUGAGGCAGCCAGAGCAAAGAAAGCGGCGGAGAAGGAAGCCAAGGCCAAGAAGCAGAAAGCUCCUAAACCCACCAAAAAGCCAAAACCCCCGAAACCCACCAAGAAGCCCAAAGCACCGAAACCCACCAAGAAGCCAAAGGCGCCAAAACCCACCAAGAAAACAAAGGCAACGACCACGACGCAGCCACACACCAAGCGUCCGUCUCUGGAGGAGGAGGAGGAGAAACUGCUGAUGGAGCUGGGCUGGGACACAUUGAUCCGACCUGUGACCCCAAAGGGGCCCGGAGGGGAAGAGCCUGUUGAGCCAGGCCUGGAUCGUAGACGCCCUGAUAGGAAACAAGCCACAACUCCUGAGGUCAUCAUGUACAUACCAGAGGAAACCACCACGAUUCCUUACGUUGGUCCCUGGUACGAAGAGUACGAUUACGCCGACUUGGCCGCCAAGAAACAGGAGGAAGAGGAGGAGAGAGCUCGGAAGGAAAAGGCGGAAAAAGCCGAGCGGCUGAGGAAGAAGUGGGAGGAGGAAGAGGAGGAGAGGCUGAAGCAGAUCAUGGUUCCUGCUGAACCUAAAAAGUGUCCUCCUCUGGGUUUGGAGUCUCACCGGGUGGAGGACGACCAGCUGCUGGCUUCCUCCCAGUCUCACCAUGGCUUCGCGGCUCAGAGGGGACGCCUCAACAUGCAGGGAUCUGAUAACGAGGAGGAUCUGUACGGCGGCGCGUGGUGCGCCGAGCCGGAGGAGACCAGCCACUGGUUUGAGGUGGAUGCUCGUCGAGAGGUGGAGUUCACCGGGGUCAUCACUCAGGGAAGAAACUCAGAGCAGCUUGAGGACUUCGUGUCCUCCUACUUCGUGGCGUUCAGUAACGACAGCCGGGAUUGGACGGUGCUGCACGACGGCUACGCUGAGUGGCUGUUCUAUGGGAACGUGGAUAAAGACACGCCGGUGAUGAGUCAGUUCACUUCGCCCGUUGUGGCUCGUUACAUCCGCAUCCUGCCUCAGAGCUGGAACGGCAGCCUGUGUCUCCGAGCCGAGGUCCUGGCCUGUCAGCUCCCCAGUAGUUACCGCAGCGAGAACGAGGUGAACCCGUCGGACGACCUGGACUUCAGACACCACAACUACAAGGAGAUGAGACAGAUGAUGAAGGUGAUAAACGAGGAGUGUCCCAACAUCACCAGGAUUUACAACAUCGGUAAAAGCUCCCAGGGCCUGAAGAUGUACGCCAUGGAGAUCUCCGACAACCCGGGAGAGCACGAGUCAGGUGAACCGGAAUUCCGUUACACAGCCGGUCUCCAUGGUAACGAGGCGCUGGGCCGAGAGCUCCUCCUCCUGCUGAUGCAGUUCCUGUGCAAAGAGUACAACGACGAAAACCCGAGAGUGCGCCGCCUGGUGGACGGAGUGAGGAUACACCUGGUGCCCUCGCUCAACCCCGACGCUUACGAGCUGGCCUUUGAGAUGGGCUCAGAGAUGGGGAACUGGGCGCUGGGCCACUGGACUGAAGAAGGUUACGACAUUUUCCAGAAUUUCCCCGACCUCAACAGCGUCCUGUGGGGGGCCGAGGACCGAGGCUGGGUCCCCCGCAUCGUUCCCAAUCAUCACAUCCCCCUCCCGGAAAACUUCCUCAACGGCUCUCUCGCUACUGAGACGAAGGCCGUCAUUUCCUGGAUGCAGCGAAACCCAUUUGUCCUGGGAGCCAAUCUGCAAGGAGGAGAGAAACUGGUGGCGUACCCGUUUGACAUGCAGCGCCCGCCAAUCUCUUUGACGGACAGUCGGCGCUGGAGGACGAACGCCGAGAUGAACGAGGAGACGUGGGCCCGGAUUCAGCGGCAGAACGAGGGCGCUCUGAGGGAGACGCCGGACGACGCCAUGUUUCGAUGGCUGGCGAUGUCUUACGCCCACAGUCACCUGACCAUGACCGAGACCCAGCGAGGCUCGUGCCACGGCGAUGACGUCACGGCGGGACAGGGCAUCAUCAACAGAGCCAGCUGGAAGCCGGUGGUGGGCAGUAUGAACGACUUCAGCUACCUGCACACCAACUGCUUCGAGCUCUCCAUCUUCUUGGGCUGCGACAAGUUUCCCCAUGAGAGCGAGCUGCCUCUGGAGUGGGAGAACAACCGCGAGUCUCUGCUGUCCUUCAUCGAGCAGGUAAAUCGAGGGAUAAAAGGUGUAGUGAGGGACGUGGAGGGAAAUCCUCUGCCCAACGCCACCGUCACUGUGGAGGGAAUACGCCAUGAUGUCAGAACUGCUGUAGGUGGCGAUUACUGGCGGCUGCUGAAUCCUGGAGAAUACCGUGUGAGCGCCAAAGCUGACGGCUACACCCCUCAGACCAGACUGUGCUUGGUGGGCUACGACUCCGGAGCCACUCCCUGCAGCUUCACCUUGGCCAAGUCCAACUGGGACCGCAUCAAACAGAUCAUGGCGCUGAACGGCAAGAGGCCCAUCCGACUGGUCACCAAACCCAACGUGGUGAAGACGACGGCGGCCAGCUCCGUGGGAGUCGGCAGCACCGCCGCGGGGACGGACGCUCACGCCAACGCUCAGAACGCAGAGCGACACAGGCGGCUCCGGCUCAUGCGACUACGCAGACUGCGUCAGCAGAGACUAAGAGCCGGUCUCAGGACCACUGCUACAACAACCACAACCACAACUACCACCACAACAACAACAACAACAACAACAACACCGCCACCUGAAACUGAAAGAACAACCUCCUGGUACGACUCCUGGUUUCCUGUGGACAGCUGGUCGACUGAGAACCCGUUCGACAGCGUCAUCUUUGACUCGGGGCCCACGCAGGACUAUCCUUUUGAAUACACCAUCGAUUGAUCCGCUCACAUGUAUGUGUAACACAGACCGUACUAACCACUUCAUGACGCUGCAACAUCACAGCUUUAAAAACACAAAACACACCGACUGGUCAUUAUCUAGUUUUCACCUGUGGGUUUCUACCUGAGCGGACAGGAGCCUGAUCUGAAGCGAAAGCCUCUGCUGAGCAGAGACUGUAGAGUUUAAUUUGGUUUCUGUUCAGAAAAACAAAACACAGCACGUCACAAUACAAACAGGUACUUUUCUAUAAGAAGUCUAUGUUUAUGUGUCUUUCAUAGCUUGACAGUGUGAUUGCUGGCCUCAGUUAAACUGAUUUAAUGUACUGCUGAAUGCAUUUGAUUAAAAUGGUUAUUUUCUAAAA
Molecule: messenger RNA, 3724 nt
Organism: Seriola aureovittata
Lineage: Eukaryota; Metazoa; Chordata; Actinopteri; Carangiformes; Carangidae
Gene: aebp1a
Product: AE binding protein 1a
Exons: 20
Coding region: 292-3363 (1023 amino acids)
Biological process (GO): negative regulation of transcription by RNA polymerase II; proteolysis
Molecular function (GO): metallocarboxypeptidase activity; RNA polymerase II transcription regulatory region sequence-specific DNA binding; DNA-binding transcription repressor activity, RNA polymerase II-specific
Source: RefSeq, a predicted model, not a curated record